Melospiza melodia melodia is the source of this 3321-nucleotide messenger RNA. It is a transcript of the gene CPSF1, whose product is annotated as cleavage and polyadenylation specific factor 1. The record is from RefSeq and is a predicted model, not a curated record. The annotation marks the transcript as partial. Gene Ontology annotation, cellular component: nucleus; mRNA cleavage and polyadenylation specificity factor complex. NCBI's taxonomy places the organism in Eukaryota, Metazoa, Chordata, Aves, Passeriformes, Passerellidae. The transcript is spliced from 23 exons. Gene Ontology annotation, molecular function: protein binding; nucleic acid binding.
UGCUCGGGGUACGGCAAGAACGGGGCCCUGACCGUGCUGCAGCGCAGCAUCCGGCCCCAGGUUGUCACCACCUUCGAGCUGCCCGGCUGUUACGACAUGUGGACGGUCACCGCGCCCCCCCCGCGGGAACAGCCCGAGGUGGCCCCGGGGACCAGCGCGGAGCCCGAGGCGGCGGCGGCGGCUCCGGAACCUUCUGAGGAGGACGGGGAACGUCACGGGUUCCUCAUCCUGAGCCGCGAGGACUCCACCAUGAUCCUGCAGACGGGCCAGGAGAUCCUGGAGCUGGACACGAGCGGCUUCGCCACGCAGGGCCCGACCGUGUACGCGGGGAACCUGGGCCAGGGCCAGUUCAUCGUGCAGGUGUCACCGCUGGGGCUGCGGCUGCUGCAGGGCGUGACCCAGCUGCACUUUGUGCCCGUGGACCUGGGCUCCCCCAUCGUGCACUGCGCCGUGGCCGAUCCCUUCGGGGUGCUGCUCAGCGCCGACGGCCACCUGGCCACCUUCACCCUCAAGGGGGACACCUACGGCGGCCGCGCCCCGCGCCUGGCCCUGCUGCGGCCACCCGUGUCACACCCGUCCCGCGUCACCGCGCUGUGCCUGUACCGGGACCUUUCCGGAAUGUUCACCACCGAGAGCCGCGCCCCCCGCGAGGAGCCCCCGCCCCGCCCCCACGCCGAGGCCGAGACCCUCAUCCAGGACCUCAGCGGCUCUGUGGAUGAUGAGGAGGAGAUGCUCUACGGGGACUCGGGGGGCUCGGGCCGUUCCCCGCCCCGGGAGGAGCCGCGGAGGGCGGGGCCCCCCGAGAGAGACCCCGCCCCCCUGAGCCCUGAGCCCUCCCACUGGUGCGUGCUGGCCCGCGAGAACGGCAACAUGGAGAUUUACCAGGUGCCCGAGUGGCGCCUGGUGUUCCUGGUGAAGAACUUCCCGGUGGGGCAGCGCGUGCUGGUGGAUUCGUCCUUCGGGCAGCCGGCGGCCGAGCCCCGCAAGGACGAGAGGGGCGAGAGGGAAGUGCCCCACGUCAGGGAGCUGCUGCUGCUGGGGCUGGGCCGUGCCCAGAGCCGCCCCUUCCUGCUGGUGCACGUGGAGCAGGAGCUGCUCCUGUACGAGGCCUUUGCCCACGACUCCCAGCUGGGCCAGAGCAACCUCAAGGUUCGGUUCCGCAAGGUGCCCCACGGCAUCAAUUUCCGCGAGAAGAAGCCGAAGCCGUCGCGGAAGAAGCCGGAGGGGCCGGGGGGGACCCCCGGGGGGGCUCCGGGAGGGACCCCCGAGGAACCGGGGGGGCCCCGGGGCCGCGUGGCGCGGUUCAGGCCCUUCCACGACAUCUACGGCUACUCGGGGGUGUUCAUCUGCGGCCCCUCCCCGCACUGGCUGCUGCUGACGGGCCGGGGCGCUCUGCGCCUGCACCCCAUGGGCAUCGACGGCCCCGUGGAAUCGUUCGCGCCCUUCCACAACGUCAACUGCCCCAAGGGCUUCCUGUACUUCAACCGGCAGGGCGAGCUCAGGAUCAGCGUGCUCCCCGCGUACCUGUCGUACGACGCGCCCUGGCCCGUGCGCAAGAUCCCCCUGCGCUGCACCGCGCACUACGUCGCCUACCACGUGGAGUCCAAGGUGUACGCGGUGGCCACCAGCUCCCCCCACCCCUGCACGCGGAUCCCGCGCAUGACGGGGGAGGAGAAGGAGUUCGAGAGCAUCGAGAGAGACGAGCGCUACGUCCCCCCCCAGCAGGAGGCCUUCAGCAUCCAGCUCAUCUCACCCGUCAGCUGGGAGGCCAUCCCCAACACCAGGAUCGCCCUGGAGGAGUGGGAGCACGUCACCUGCAUGAAGACGGUGUCGCUGCGCUCCGAGGAGACGGUGUCGGGCCUCAAGGGCUACGUGGCCGUGGGCACCUGCCUGAUGCAGGGCGAGGAGGUCACCUGCCGGGGCCGGAUCCUGAUCCUGGACGUGAUCGAGGUGGUGCCCGAGCCGGGGCAGCCGCUGACCAAGAACAAGUUCAAGGUGCUCUACGAGAAGGAGCAGAAGGGACCCGUGACGGCGCUGUGCCACUGCCACGGCUACCUGGUGUCUGCCAUCGGGCAAAAGAUCUUCCUGUGGAGCCUGAAGGACAACGAGCUGACGGGCAUGGCGUUCAUCGACACGCAGCUCUACAUCCACCAGAUGAUCAGCGUCAAGAGCUUCAUCCUGGCCGCCGACCUGAUGAAGAGCAUCUCGCUGCUGCGCUACCAGGAGGAGAGCAAGACGCUGUCCCUCGUCAGCCGGGAUGCCAAGCCACUGGAGGUCUACAGCGUGGACUUCAUGGUGGACGGGAGCCAGCUGGGAUUCCUGGUGUCGGACCGCGACCGGAACCUGCUGGUGUACAUGUACCUGCCUGAAGCCAAGGAGUCCUUCGGGGGGCUGCGGCUGCUGCGCCGCGCCGAUUUCCACGUGGGCGCGCACGUCAACACCUUCUGGCGCACGCCCUGCCGCGGGCACGGCGAGGGGCCCAACCGGCGCAGCAGCACCUGGGAGAACAAGCACAUCACCUGGUUUGCCACGCUGGACGGGGGCCUGGGGCUGCUGCUGCCCAUGCAGGAGAAAACCUACAGGAGAUUGCUGAUGCUGCAGAACGCGCUCAGCUCCGCCCUGCCGCACCUGGCCGGCCUCAACCCCAGGGCCUUCAGGUUGCUGCAGUCCGAGCGCCGGUUGCUGCAGAACGCCGUGCGGAACGUCCUGGACGGGGAACUGCUGGGCAGGUACCUGUACCUGAGCGCCAUGGAGAGGGCGGAGCUGGCCAAGAAAAUCGGCACCACCCCCGAGAUCAUCCUGGACGACCUCCUGGAGAUCGACCGAGUCACCGCCCACUUCUGAGGGACCCAAAACCCACACAAUUCCCCCCAAAAUUCCCCUCCAAAAAUCCCCAAAAAUACAAAAAUUCCAAAAAAAAAUCCUCAAAACUCAAAAAAAUCCCCCAAAAAAUCCCCCAAAAACCUCCAAAAUUCCCAAAAAGAAGAAAAACGCUCCCUAAAAAUCCCCCCCGAAGAAACCCCAAAAAUUGUAAAAAAUUCCCAAAAAUCCCCUCCCAAAAAUUUCUUAAAAUCCUUAAAAAUUCCCCCCCAAAAAAAUUUCCUAAAACCCCCCAAAAAAAUCCCAAAAAAACUCCCAAAAUUUUUUUUUUAAAAAUCCCCCAAAAUGUCCCUUAAAAACCCCCCAAAAUCCCCAAAUUUUGCUACAAAUCCCCCCCAAAAAAACCCAAAUCCCCAAAUUUCACCACAAAUCCCAAAUAAAAAUCCCCAAAAAUCCCAAAACCCCCCAGAAUUCCGGUUUGUAAUAAAACACAAUUUUCGA